Messenger RNA from Staurois parvus, 288 nucleotides. The record is from the annotation of a GenBank genome assembly. Lineage: Eukaryota; Metazoa; Chordata; Amphibia; Anura; Ranidae.
AUGCAGGCUGCUUCUACAAACAUUUGUGAAAGAAUGGGUCACUCUCAGGAGCUCAGUGAAUUCAAGCGUGGGACCGUGAUAGGUUGCCACCUGUGCAAUAAGUCCACUUGUAACAUUUCCUGGCUACUAAAUAUUCAACAGUCAACUGUUAGUGGUAUUAUAACAAAGUGGAAGCAACUGGUUACAACAGCAACUCAGCCACAAAGUGAGCAGGGUCAGCGCAUGCUGAAGCGCACAGUGCGCAGAAAUCACUGUCUGCAGAGUCAAUAGCUAAAGACCUCCAAGCCU